Molecule: messenger RNA, 2455 nt
Organism: Perca fluviatilis (European perch)
Lineage: Eukaryota; Metazoa; Chordata; Actinopteri; Perciformes; Percidae
Gene: prkd1
Product: protein kinase D1
Exons: 20
Coding region: 119-2455 (778 amino acids)
Biological process (GO): protein phosphorylation
Molecular function (GO): ATP binding; protein serine/threonine kinase activity
Source: RefSeq, a predicted model, not a curated record
GAUCGGUCUGAGCCGGGAGCCGGUGCUGCUGGACGCCGCGGACCUCAGCCUGAGCCAGGUCCGGGAGGUCGCGUGCUCCAUCGUGGACCAGAAGAUUCCCGAGUGUGUUUUCUACGGGAUGUAUGAGAAGAUCAUGCUGUUUCGUCAUGACCAGACGUCGGAGAACGUGCUGCAGCUGCUGCGCUCGGCCUCUCAGAUCCAGGAGGGCGACCUGGUGGAGGCCGUGCUGUCGGCUUCGGCCACAGUGGAGGACUUCCAGAUCCGUCCACACUGUCUGUUCGUUCACUCCUACCGAGCUCCAGCCUUCUGCGACCACUGUGGGGAGAUGCUAUGGGGACUCGUUCGGCAGGGACUCAAAUGUGAAGGCUGCGGUCUGAACUAUCACAAGCGUUGUGCCUUUAAGAUCCCCAAUAACUGCAGCGGAGUGCGUAGGCGUCGCUCGUCCAACGUUUCCCUGACGGGGGGGCUGAUAAACCUGGGGCGCCCCCUCUCUGCUGAGCCCUCACCGCCCCACUACACCGACGAGGCUUUACUGUCUCCAGUGAGUCCCAGCAUGGAGCAGAAGAACCAAUUAGAUUACUUCCCGGGUCGAGAGCGGCGCUCCAGCUCCCAGUCAUACGUCGGACGUCCCAUCGAACUGGACAAGAUCUUACUGUCGAAGGUUAAAGUUCCUCACACCUUCCUGAUCCACUCGUACACCCGGCCCACCGUCUGCCAGCACUGCAAGAAGCUGCUGAAAGGCCUCUUCAGACAGGGCCUGCAGUGUAAAGAUUGUAAAUUUAACUGCCAUAAACGAUGUGCUCCUAAAGUGCCAAACAACUGUCUGGGAGAAGUUUCUAGAAAUGGAGAGCUCCUGAGCCCGGGGGCGGAGUCAGACGUGGCCAUGGUGGAGGGUUGCCUCGACGACCACGAUGUCGACAGAGGUGGCGGCCUGUUGGACGACAUGGACGACGCGCUGACAUCAGGGGGGGGGCUCCUGCUGGAGGCGGGGCACAGUGACCCCGACAUGCACAGUGACCCCGACCUGGACGAGUCCAACCGGGCCAUCAGCCCGUCCACCAGUAACAACAUCCCUCUGAUGCGAGUCGUUCAGUCCGUCAAAAACACAAAGAGGAAGACCAGCAACGUGAUGAAGGAGGGCUGGAUGGUCCACUACACCAGCAAGGACACUCUGAGGAAGAGACAUUACUGGCGGCUGGACAGCAAAUGCAUCACAAUGUUUCAGAACGAAACAGGAAGUAAAUACUUCAAGGAGAUCCCUCUAUCAGAGAUGUUAUCUCUGGAACCGGCUCAAGACUUUUCUCUUCUCGCUGACGGAGCCAACCUCCACUGCUUCGAGAUCGCCACGGCCUCCCUGGUUUACUACGUCGGAGAGCAGCUCCAGAGAUCUGAAUCGUCUGGGACCGGCAGCAGCAGCAAUCUGGUCAGCGGAGUCGGGCAGGAUGUGGCCCGGAUGUGGGAGAUGGCCAUUCAGCACGCUCUGAUGCCGGCCGUCUCUACCGGGGUCUCCCACACCUCUCACCGCAGCGGACACAAGGAGAUUUCCAUCAGCAUUUCUGUCUCUAACUGCCAGAUCCAGGAGAAUGUGGAUAUCAACUCCGUGUAUCAGAUCUUCCCGGACGAAGUUCUCGGCUCGGGACAGUUUGGCAUCGUCUACGGAGGUAAACACCGGAAGUCUGGCCGAGACGUCGCAAUCAAGAUCAUCGACAAACUUCGCUUCCCCACCAAACAGGAGAGUCAGCUACGCAACGAGGUGGCCAUCCUGCAGAGCUUGCACCACCCCGGCGUGGUCAACCUGGACUGCAUGUUCGAGACGCCGGAGAGAGUGUUCGUCGUCAUGGAGAAGCUGCACGGAGACAUGCUGGAGAUGGUCCUGUCCAGUGAGAAGGGACGACUGCCAGAGAGGAUCACCAAGUUCAUCGUCACACAGGUAACACACACACACACAACACACACACACACACACAGAGGUUUGUGUCCCACGGCUCUCGUCUUGUUUCAGGUGAAGCUGUGUGACUUCGGCUUCGCUCGGAUCAUCGGCGAGAAGUCGUUCAGGCGUUCUGUGGUCGGCACGCCGGCGUACCUCGCUCCCGAGGUCCUGAGAAACAAAGGCUACAACCGCUCGCUGGACAUGUGGUCGGUCGGGGUCAUCAUCUACGUCAGUCUCAGCGGGACGUUCCCUUUCAACGAAGACGAAGACAUCAACGAUCAGAUCCAGAACGCUGCCUUCAUGUACCCUCCUCAUCCCUGGAAGAAGGUUUCUCAGGAAGCUAUUGACCUGAUUAGCAACCUGCUGCAGGUAAAGAUGAGGAAGAGAUACAGUGUCGACAAGACCCUCAGUCACCCCUGGUUACAGGACUACCAGAUGUGGCUGGACCUGAGGAACCUGGAGUCCCGGAUGUGGCUACAUCACGGCGCACCCCCCACCGGCUUGGCCUGUUGUGUGGUCCGAUGA